This is a messenger RNA of Suillus fuscotomentosus, 2601 nucleotides long. RefSeq lists its product as uncharacterized. Lineage: Eukaryota; Fungi; Basidiomycota; Agaricomycetes; Boletales; Suillaceae. The record is from RefSeq and is a predicted model, not a curated record. Bases 1 to 2601 code for a protein of 866 amino acids. The transcript has 9 exons.
AUGCAAGGCUAUCUCCAGCCUCCCACUUCGCCAUUAGCAUCAGUUUCUUCAAAUUCUGGCUUGUUGCUUGCACCGGUGGCAAAUAUUCCAGCCUCUUUACCUGCAGCUACACCUGCCAGGUGGUCUGCCGCAUCCCUCCCUCCAUGGAAUCCUCCAGGACCUCCGAUCUCUGGAACAACCAACGACCGUCGCUUGUCACACCAUGGGCAAGGUGUUUCCUGGUCACCGCUUUCAGUAAUUCCAACCAUCCAAAGACGCCAGGCAGAAAGGUCGGCUAAUGCUGUGGCUUCCUCGUCAAGACAUCCUACCAGUCGAAACUCGAGGUCAACAAGUGUGACCCAAUGCCGGCGUGAAACCACGAAGUACCUUGUAGUACUACAUCCUGAGCCUAUGCAUGGGACGGUGCACACAGAAUAUGAACAUAUGUUCCGAGAAAUUCGUGCACCUAUACCACAAAAGAUUGCGAGUUUCAUUCUGCAGGCCCGCAACUUUGGUCUUGUCUUUGAGAUCGAAGACAGUUUUCAAAAAGACGAUCCUGCUGGUCCUGUAUUCCAUCAAUCCCUGUGCUCUCAUUUUGAGAGGGUUGGCCUUGCAUUUUCUGGAUCUGAUUCACAUCCACUUCCGUCAUCGAGCAGCCUACCAACUCCAAUGACUCAAUUCCCAUGGUCUUUCCUGUUGACGGGUAAAGGACAGCGUUCUACACGUGGUGCCAAACUUCUACCUGCAAGAUCAUCACCGGAACAUCUGACCCACAAUGAUAUCCAAAAGAAUGGGUCCAGACUCCCUGUCCCAUCUGCACCGUACCAUGAUCAUACCCUUGUAUUCAUUCUCCCUCUGUGGGAUAUAAUUGCAGGACCAAUUGAUGGUCACGGCAUGCAUUGUUGCCUUGCUCCGCGACUUUGGAAUGGUCAUUUUGAGUCGUCACUUCGUGAAGAACUUGAGGAGAUUCAGUGCUUGACUAUAUGUAUUACUCAGCCAGUUCAAGCAGCUGCUGCCAUUCAAACAUGCCAGCUGAAUCUUUUAGACGCACUCACCAACAGCAGAAUAAGCAGUACUCCUACUGCUCUGGCAUCUACAUCCCAGCCACGACGUCCUAGUGUUACCUUGUCUGGAUCUUCUCUAUCAGCUUCUACGUCUUCUGUGUCUUCUACAUCAUCUGCAUCAUCCUCUUCUGAGUCGUCUUCAUCUCCAUUUGCUCCCACACCCUCUGCUGUAUCUGUAUCAUCUUCGCCUCUGUUUUCUUCUGCAUCUCUGCUUACCUCUGAAACUACUCCUCACUCUCCACACGUGGCAUUGCGUCAAUGGCGCAACAGACUCGAACAUGACCUUCAGUUGCGUAGAGCUGUUGCUGGACAGGAAGACCAUGUCAUUCAUAUUACCGCCCCCAAUGCUCAGAAGGCUGCCGAAAGCUUCCUGGCGCUAUGUAAGGUUUGUGGUUACGGUGUAGGAGAUGGUCCCAUGCGAAGCUUUUGGGGCGCCUUAAUUGCUAUGAUCACCCAACAUUCUGGCCAUUGGCAGCUGAUGUCCGAAGGAUACUACAUGCCCACAGUCACAUCUCUUCCUCCUUGUGACGAAGAUACCAUAUCUUUUCGUGCCUAUAGUCUCAUUAUCCGUACUGGUUUUAUCCUUGGUAUGGAGCUGCUUCCCAUCUCACCACAUUUGCUCGUCUACCUACUGGAUGGUUACAAAGUUUCAAUUGCGCAACCAUUCUUAGACACUACGUCACCUAUGACAAGUCAACGCCUGCGCUCAUGGCCACCACCCUCUGUCAUCAGUCCUUCAGGUCGCAGAGAACUCAGUAUUGCACCUGCCUGUGAUCCGUACUCACUGAUCUUAGAGGUGGAUGGUACAAUACAGAUAAAUCAACUGCGCUAUCUCUCUGAAGCAGCACAGACGAACCUGGGGCAGCGGCUGAUUUGUCAUAUGGUCUUUGGUAAUGAGACACCUCUCGCACACAGACUACACACAGUCUAUAGUGCUCUAAAGUCUGCAUUCCAAUAUGUCAUACAUGAUGAUAUGAAAUUCUGUGAUUACUUUCAUGUAGACAGCUCUGCACAGCCCAUCCUGCAAGAAAUGUUUGCUGGUCGCAUUCUGACCUCUCCUCAGCAAGUCAUCGAUAUCAUUUGCCCUGAGCCAAUUACUUCGUAUUCCCUCCCUCUACGACAGGGAUACAAUCCUAAUCUGGACUAUGUCACAUUGGCAGGACAGUUUAUGGUGCACUUGAAGCGCUACUUGCGUGGUCGAGGAACCCCUCAUGCUGCUGAUGGCAGCGUGCUCUUUGAGGAGGAUUCUAGCAGCGACGAUGUCGUGUAUAGGUCACGCUUGUUUUUGCGCAGUGCCACUGCACACGAAGUCUUACCAGUUGAUGCAACACAACGCAUCAAAAUCAAAUUUGACAUGUAUUGGGAACACAGCUGGGGAAGAACUGUCGGCAUUCAUACCCAUACGUGCUUCUACAAGUUAGAUGUACUGUUGGAUGAAGCCACCGCCAGUAUCAUCAGCCAAGCAAUCCCUGAAGACGACUUCCAGACAACUGAUUUUGACCGGUGGAUCCACUCUAACAUCAGUGAAAAUUCGUCCAAUUCUUAUAACCAAGUAUAG